Molecule: messenger RNA, 1191 nt
Organism: Drosophila busckii
Lineage: Eukaryota; Metazoa; Arthropoda; Insecta; Diptera; Drosophilidae
Product: UPF0160 protein C27H6.8
Exons: 2
Coding region: 34-1146 (370 amino acids)
Cellular component (GO): cytoplasm; nucleus
Source: RefSeq, a predicted model, not a curated record
UCUUCGUCAACAGCUGUUAGAGUUUUUGAUUUAAUGCUCCCGCGUGUUUUGCACACAAUUCGGAAACAGCUUUAUAUAUUUAAUCCUACAAGAUAUAUAGUAAAAAUGAGCGCAGAGGAAGCAACACCCCCAAAACGCAGUAUGCCAGCGGUUAUUGGGACGCACUCAGGAACCUUUCACUGUGAUGAGGUUGUAGCUUGUUUUAUGCUCAAACAAUUGCCCGAAUAUGAAAAUGCUGAAAUAUUCCGUAGCCGAGACGAUAAAGCACUACGAGAAAAAUGCGACAUAAUUGUGGAUGUAGGCGGAGAGUUUGAUCAUGCCAAGAAAUGGUACGAUCAUCAUCAAUUGUCGUUUACAGAUACAUUCAACAGUGUGCGACCGGAGUUCAAAGAGGAAUUCAGUAUUAGACUAAGCAGCGCGGGCCUAAUAUACUGUUUCUACGGCGAGCGUGUAAUCCAAAGUAUUUUGCAGCGGGAACGUAAGAUCCAAUUGUCGCCUGAAAACCUAAGGAUGGCAUUUGUACAAAUCUAUCGCAAUUUCAUAAGUGAAUUGGAUGCCAUUGACAAUGGAGUGCCUAUGUUCGAGGGUGGCGAGCCACGCUAUAAGAUAUCGACUCAUUUAUCAGCACGCAUUGGCAAACUAAACCCAUCUUGGCAGGAAAAAAAUGUUGAUGUUGAUGAGCGCUUUCAUCAAGCCAUGUCCUUGGCGGGUAAUGAGUUUGUCGAAAACGUAUUGGAGGUUGUGUGCUCCUGGAUAGCAGCGCGCGAUCAUGUUCGCCAUGCAUUAGAGCAGGCUAAAACUGUACAUGCUAGUGGAGAAAUUCUGUUGCUAGAACAGUUUUGUCCGUGGAAAGCACAUUUAGCGGAUUUGGAAAAGGAGCUAAAGCUGGAGGGUGUACCCAAGUUGGUCAUAUUCAAUGAUGGCACCAGUUGGCGUGUGGCUGGGGUGCCUAUAACGCCAAGCAGUUUCUUGGGACGCAAGUUUCUGCCCACGCCCUGGCGUGGAUUGCGAGAUGAGGAACUAAGUCAAAAGGCAAACAUAAAAGACUUGGUUUUUGUUCACCACACUGGCUUCAUAGGUGGUGCCAAAACAAAAGAGGCUGCUAUGGCCAUGGCGCAAAAAAGCAUGGAAUAUGCUGAUGAAUAAGCGUAGUCCUUACACAUUCAAUAAAUUCCAGCUAUACUGAUCCUA